Messenger RNA from Neoarthrinium moseri, 1623 nucleotides. RefSeq lists its product as uncharacterized. Bases 1 to 1623 code for a protein of 540 amino acids. The record is from RefSeq and is a predicted model, not a curated record. Gene Ontology annotation, cellular component: membrane. Lineage: Eukaryota; Fungi; Ascomycota; Sordariomycetes; Amphisphaeriales; Apiosporaceae. Gene Ontology annotation, biological process: transmembrane transport; carbohydrate transport. Gene Ontology annotation, molecular function: carbohydrate:proton symporter activity. The transcript has 6 exons.
AUGGUUCACGUGCCAGUUCAUGCUCCCUCCAAGGGAGCCAGAGGCCAUCAGUCGGAUGUCCUGGCUGCUCAAGAUGAGGCACCGCAGUUCGAGAAAGUCACCUGGUACUCGGAUCCCAACCUGCGCAAACUCUAUGCUUGCUGCGCCGUGCUGAUGGUCGCUUCCGCUACCACUGGCUACGAUGGCAUGUUGGUUAACACCUCACAGCAAAUCGACGCCUGGGGUAAAGCGUUUCCUGAGAUCGACCCGAAUAGCCCAAUCGGUACACAGUACUUGGGUCUGCUAGUGAACAUGUUCAACAUCGGAAGCAUUAUCAGUUUCUUCAUGACUCCGUACGUAGCUGACAACUACGGACGUAAGACCGCAAUCGUCGUCGGAUGUCUCUUCAUGGUUGUCGGUGGCUGCUUGACUGCUUUCUGCAACGGCUACAACAUGUAUAUCGCUGGUAGAUUCUUCCUUGGUUUCGGAAACAGUUUCGCCCAGAUGUCCUCCCCUCUCCUCCUUACCGAGAUCUGCCACCCUCAACACCGUGGUCCCGUUACUGCCGUAUACAACUGUCUGUGGAAUGCCGGUGCUCUCCUCGUCUCCUGCAUUGGUUGGGGCACGGCCCAAAUCAAGAACGACUGGUCCUGGCGAUCAAUCACCUUCAUUCAGAUCGUCCCUUCGCUCAUCCAACUUGGCUUCAUCUACUGGAUCCCCGAGUCGCCAAGAUAUCUGCUCUCCAAGGACCGUGAAGAAGAGGCUCUCAACAUGCUUGCAUUUUACCACGGCUCUGGGGACUCCAACAACACCACUGUGCAGUUCGAGUUCCGCGAGAUCCGCGAGACGAUGCGCAUGGAGAAGGAAGCUGCUCGCUCGAGCGGAUACAUCGACUUCAUCCGCACCAAGGGUAACCGAUGGCGAUUGGCAAUUCUAAUCUCGCUUGGUAUCAUCUCCCAGUACAGCGGAAACGCUCUGUUCUCCAACUAUAUGAACACGAUCUACGCUGGCGCCGGUAUCACAGACCAGAACCAGAAGCUUGGUCUCAGCACUGGAAGGACCAUCUAUGACCUGAUCAUCACCAUCGUCGCUGCCAUGAACGUCGACAGAUUUGGUCGUCGCCCGCUGUUUCUUCUCUCCGCCGGUGGCAUGUGCUUCGCGUUCGUCUGCUGGACAAUCUGCGGUGCCAUCUAUGAGAACUCUGGCGGCUUGAACAGCUCGUCGGGUUAUGCCCAGCUCGUCUUUAUUUGGCUCUUCAGUGCCUUUUACGAUAUUGGUUUCUCUGGUCUGCUGAUUGCCUAUGCACUCGAGGUCCUACCAUUCAAGCUCCGUGCCAAGGGCAUGAUGAUCAUGAACAUCACUGUUCAGGCUGUCCUCGCGCUCGGCAACCAGACCAACCAGCUUGCAUGGAUCAACCUGCCUCACCACUGGAACUUCAUGCUGUUCUACACUCUCUGGGACUUCUGCGAGUUCGUCUUCGUCUACUUCGUCUACGUCGAGACCAAGGGCCCGACCCUGGAAGAGAUUGCCCGCAUUUUCGACGGAGAGGAGGCUGUGGCCCACAUCAACAUCCACCAGGUCGAGAAGGAGAUUCACACAACAAUUCACGAGGAGGAGAUUACUUCACCAAAGUCUGCCCUUUAG